UUAAAAUUGACUUAGGAAAGAACGAUUUUAGCUUCCUUUGACUUCCUGAACUUUCUAAUCUAUUUACAAAAAGUAAACUGAACUGAACUACGACCUGUUUCGGUAAACAGUACAAUUUGUUACAUAGACUCAAGAAGCUUCAAAAUUCCGUAUUUGUUUCUAUGCUUUUGAAUCGAUUUACUUUAUUGUUCGUUGAUCAAUGCAUCCAUUCAUUUGUUAUUUGUUUUGUUCCGUUGGUGUGACCGGAAAAUGUUUAUUUCACUCCACGAGAUCUAGAGGGAAAAACUUGUAUGAUAGUGGACAGAGGAUGAAAAAUAAUUCACUUUUACAGCAUAGGCCUACUUUGCUUUCAGCCUACUAGAAACAGACACCAUUUUGGCGGUUGUUCAUACUUGAUUCAAAUCUAAGAGGGAACUGGGCAAACAUUGGCGGUAGCUCUUGUUGUCUUAGAGGCAGGAUAAACGAGAAGAAAGGACCAAUUCGAUGAAGAUCACCUGUCUUCGUAUCUAAUUAUGCAGAACCAAGUGACUCCAAAUAAGUACGGAAGUCGACAUACUACUUUCUUGUUUUGUUGGAAACAGGCUGAGUGCUAAGUUGAUGGAAAGUGUAGGAGCUUUUAAUCCCAGAGGCAAUCAUUUCAGAAGGAUAGACAACCUGAAAGAAAUAUCUGAAAAGCGUUAUUGUGAAUUGGAGGUAAUAUAAUUCUUCAAGCUUCCAAGGAGUAUUCACAUAAUUUUCUGAAUAAUCAAUUUGCGUCAUUGAUCUCUUUCAUUGGAAUUGAAGUCAAAUUUUCAACUGCGCGCUUGAAAAUAUAUUGUUGUCAACCAUUUACACCACAUACAGCUUCUUAGUUGAUCAUUUUCAAGGCCAUGGUGUGUCGAUUCUGUUAUUCUGUGAAGUUUAUAAUUCUACCAGUUGGGUAGGAGGGGGUGGCAAUCGAUGCAUCAAAAAUUGAUUAAUCACCAUGGACAUUAAUUCUCUAAAUUUAUACGCCAAACAAAUUUGGAUUCUUCAUGCUAUGAUCAUCACUACAAAUUGGAAACAGACGUCCAGCAAAGCCGAAUGAGACAGAAGUCCACGUUUUAUCUCGAUUGGCGCCUUUUUUCCAUGUGCGCAAUUUGCAAAGUUUCAAUAUUUACCAUAGAAUUGUAACAAAGGGCAACAUAAUUUUGCCUAUAAAACGGUGCAUCGACCUUUCUACAGCCACUUGGUCACAUCAAAGUAAAGUGGAAGUUUCAAGGUGGAGCAUGCUAUAGUUUUGCUACCUUGAACAGUUUAACGAAACAAAAGUAUUUGCUAAGGAAAAAAUAAAGCGUCAUUUUUUGAAGGAAAAUAAAAACAAAUCACAAAGGCUGGCUUCGGGAAAAUACUGCUUGCAUAAAAAACAGAGAUGGCCCAACUUUCAAGCACAGAAUCAUCAACAUAGUGAUUCAGUCCAAAGAUAAAGAUUCUUAACAGUCUAUAUUCUCACUUCGAAAAGAUCAACGAUCUACAAUGUCGUUGUUUGGUACUUUAACUGGUCAAAUAAGUUUAACAGUCUACUGUGUUAUCUUGGCACUUGCAAAUAUACUUGUUAUUCUCUGUUUUUCGAUCAACCGGCGCUUACGAACACUGGCAAAUCGCUUUGUAAUAGCAUUGGCCGUUAGUGACCUAAUGAUCAGCGCAAUACUCGUCCCAAUUAAUAUAUGGCUGCCAGAUAGCCCAGCCAACGGGCCAUUGACUGCAUUUGCUCUAUUGGCAUCGCUUGGCAACAUCUGUGGAUGUACUUAUGAUAGAUACAAUGCUAUAAAGAACCCACUGCAGUACCAAAGUAUUAUGACAAAGACAAGAUUCAUCAUAGUUUUAGUCAUAGCGUGGACUGUGCCAAUGGUUAUAGCACUCGUCCCACAAAUUUGGGUACACAAUGCAGAAGCUCUAAAUCUUUCCCCUCUGGAUGUUUUUACCUAUGAGAAGAGGUUCGUGGCAUUUAUGACAAUUCUGGUCUUGGUCAUAUGCCUGAUUCUUACUGCAGUUUAUGUGUAUAUAUUCAUGGUUGCCAAAAAGCACUAUGAUGCGAUGAAAAAAGCUGAGAUGCACAGGCCUAAACUUGAGCCAGAGAAUGACGAUGAUGGAAAAUCAAAGCGCAAAGAAAGAAGAUCUUCAACGCUUCGAAAUUUUUUCAAAGCUAUUAAAUCGACCGCCCUUUUUGCAACUAUCGGAGCAAACUUUAUUUGCUGCUGGCUGCCUUUGAUAAUUGUUAACAUUGCGUUUGCUUUUGAUUUCAUGGAUUCUUUAUCACUUGUCUUCCUGAAAAUUGGAGCAAUACUCAUGUACUCAAACAGUUUUCUCAACCCACUAACUUACGCUUUCUUUCAAAGGGAAUUUAGAAGUACAAUUUUUGGUCUUUUUAAAAAGAGGAGACACGUUUUGCCAUUUGGAAAUACAUCUUAUGUCAAAAGUGAAAACAUUUCAGCAAACAACAGAAGUUAUUGAAGUUUUGAAUUGUACUUUUUAUCAGUUGUAAUCAAGAAGUAUCGUAGAAAGUCGAUUUAUCUGUUUGCGCAUUGUAAAAAGUAGAUGAUGUUAUUAUAAAUAUCAUGUAAGCUGCUAAAUGUAAUUGAGAUAAAGAGUGGAAAUUUUUUUGAAUAGUAGAAACCGCUAACUGAUUCAACAAAGAGACCAAAAGUUUUUGGCAACAAACCGCUUUGUUUAAAAAGCCGGAAAAGCUGUCAUUAAGCAUCGAAAGAUUUUUAUGCUUUAAACUCCCAAGGCUUGAUAAAACUUUGAAAAAAGUUUUAAAUGCAAACAUUUUAUGCACUCUUCAUGAUUUCUAUUGUGAUCCAGUUAAACAGGCAACUUUUGCCUCGAGCUAAAGCUUUGCUACGCUUUUGAGUGGACGGACCCAAACAACCUGGAAACUUUUUGAAUUAGUUUAUUUGCUUCAUGCCUAGGCAUAUUAUCUUAACCAACAUUGAUAUCCCCAUUCGCAUGGGAUGUAGAUCUAGAUAGAUCCGCUCCCGAACUGGUACAAAUUGGUCUAGAAUUUAGACAUGACCCAGCUGAUCUCAAUCAACUUUUAUGAGCUACCCGUAUCCAUUUGAAAUCAAACUGGCCGUAAAAAUGAAAUCAAAUCUAAAAGACACCCGAGCCCAUUUACAUCUAGUCUUCAGUAAACGAGGUCCAGUCUUCUUUUUCAGCUAAAAGGUAAAAUAAUUAUUUAACGUAAUAGCCUGUAAAUUUUUUAUCAAAUUUUGCCAUUGAAAUGAACAGCAUAUGGGAAUUUAGUGGGUCAAUAGAGCAUGAGCAAUGAGAAUGGCUGAAAAACUUACACUUGUAGCAUUCUCUUUCCUUUUCUUUCAAGCUUGUACAAUGGAUAGCUACACUAGAGCUCGUUAAGACCAACUUUCAACAGCUCGUGUUCAUUUGGGUCUUCACAUUUGUCUAAUUUUGCUAAAAUACUUAACGCUUGAUCUUAACUUCAUUAUAUCGAUAAGGUGGUAAUUUCAAGUCUCGGUGAUAUUCACAGAGAAGAAAGUAGCAAAGAUAGAAGCAAUAUGAAUUGUUAUUAGAAUUCAUUUGCUUUAGUAACAUAUGUAUGAAAAUAUGUACAUUGUAUGAAUAGUUUAUUGCCUUGCUAGAAAUUAGAAUGUAAAAUACUGUUUUUUUCAUAUGUAAAAAAUAUAUUGAACAUUCAGUAUUUUUCAAUAGUUGCUAAAAUCAUUGCAAAAAACUUGACUUGAAUGUUUUUGUUUUCAAGCUCUGCAAUCACUGUGACUCAAGUCUUUAAGAAAAAAAUGAUUUAUGUUUUAUAAAUAUUUGCUUUCGAUAAGUUUGGACGCAGGUUGUAAACAAACAAGCAGCGACCAUGUUAGAAUUGUUUGUUUGUUUUGCGUUGUCAUCAUUGUCAAUUAUUUUGCGUGCUGGUAUAAAAUUUAAAUGCAAGAUUUGCUAAAAUUGAAAAUACGUAUUAAUCUUUAAACUCUAAAGUCACAAAUAUUGUUUAUCUGAAAGCAAACCAUUGCAUAAAUUGAUGAUCUCUAUCCAUUCUAAAUUGUUCUUCUUGAAAGAAGCUUUCUUUAACUGCAAUACAUUAGGUUGUUGCACAAGUCAAAAAAACGGGAAUGUAAUUUUUAAAAUAAAAUAACAAUUACUUAAAGUUGUUCAGUUUUUAGACUUCUAGUAUUAUCAGCCUUAACUCAGAAAAUGAUUUUCCAAGGGUUUAGGAUGCGCUAGCCGUAAAAAGAUAAAAAAAAAUUAGUUUAAAAGAUAUUAACCUUCUAAGCUCAAUUCCUCGAUAAUCGGGGUUGCCAAGUCGCGAUGAGACCAUUUUACGAGUCUUACAAGGGUUCUUCGGAAAUUUGUUCCUAACUUGAUUACAUAGCACGAUUAUUCAAUUUCUCCUGGGCAGGUGGCAGUUGAAACAUAAAUGGCUGAACUUUAUUUAUUUUGCACGUGGCCCUCAGACAUUUUGCAAACACUGGAACGUUCUGUUGUAAAAGUACACGUAUGUUUGAUAGACAUUUUACUACUGCGUCCUCUGAAAAUAAUUCCAUCACAACUUUGAGCUAAAGAUUGAAAAUAACUUAGAAUUGAAUUGAAUGCAUUCUGUGAUUGAAUUGAAUGCGUUCUGUGAUUGAAUUGAAUGCAUUCUUCAGUAAAUGACUGCCUGAUGUUAUCCUUGAAAUUGCUUCAUCUUAGCCUUAAUCAGUGUUUCUCUACUAUUGUCACGACUAACAUUAAAUAUGUCAUAUACAUAUAUACAUACAUUGGUUUUGAUAAAACGUAUUUACUUGUCAAUGAUCUAGCAGUAUCAGUCAUUAUCGGACCAUUUAGGUUUCCUCAAAAGGUUGGAAAUUAAAACAGAUUAACAAAGCCAAAUUCAAUUUCACAAAGGUCUUUAUAAGUCAAAUGAAAGAAUGAUUGGAAUAAGUGGAUAUAGGUUGUUUGUGCAUUGCACAAACGUCUUUUAAACCUAAAACCAUUUUCCUCAGUCCGAAAAUGACCGAUACUGCUAGAUCAUUGACUCAGAUUUAGAUUAUCUGUAACAACAGAUAUUCUUGUAUUGGACAAAAUAUCCAAUUUUGAAAAGGAUUUCAAAAUUUGCGAUGCACAAACAACAAUUAUCAAAAGCUCCCCGGCAGUGCUAUUAGCAAACUUGGAUAUUUCAUUAUAUAAAUAACUCGUGGCCAGGUGAAAAUUGGAUAAGGUUUUUAAGUAGAAUAAAGAAAAAAGGCUCUUAAAGGAUUUGAAAUCGCAUCUGAUUUUGUAAAAGGGAUUUUCGUGAAGAUGGGUUUUUCAGUUUUGUUAAGAACUCGCCAACUUUGAAAGUCCACUUCUGGUAAACAAAGAACAAAAGCCGUCAUACGUAAACGGAGCUUUUCUGGAUAUAUGUCGAAUUGUUUAUUAAAAUGGCUAUUGAAGAUAAAAAUUAUAUUUCAGCAAGUAAAGCAAUAGUUUAGCAUUCCUAGGAUAAGGAUAAGAUUGGUUUAAAAAUUAACAAUGGAACCGAAAAAUGAUAAGCUAUAAAGUCAGCCGAACUGAUUUCAUUGAAAUUCACCUUGUUGAACUGGAAGCUUUGUAUGAAUCAAAUUAAAAAGACAUCCAAAAGCCGCUCUGUAAAACAGUAAAGCUCGGGGUGCAGCUUUUUCUGCCUAAAUUUUGUUUUUGAGCAAUAUUGAACGUCCACGUAACAGCAAGAGAUAACAGUAUUAAAAAAUCCAUUUUACAAAUGUUUGCUUAAUUUCUAAGGGCUUAAGUUGCGCCUUGAUGCAGGGUAUUGAAAUGAACUUAUGGGAAACACAUGUAGAGCUCAUUUUUGGUGACGUCAGGCUCAGCAAAAUUGCCGCACUUUUAUAAUAUUCAAUUAACACACUUACUUUCAAUUGCUUGUUACACCGAAGAGGCAGUAUUCUGGUUAACUGUAACUUCUUGAGCUGUAAUAUUGAAUAAACUACUUCCACAAAGGAAUUAGAGUUAAGGAAUAUUUUUAGAGAGCCUCUCUUUCUGGCAAGUGUCACAAUGUAAGAUAUAACCACACUGGUGCGUGUUUUUCAAGAGUAAUAGAAACAGGGCAAGUCAUCGCUUUGUUUACAGAAACGAUUGAUAGGAAAUGUUCCUCUGAUCUAUAUAACGCUAACAGUGGCGUUCCCAGGGCUGCAGCAGCGGAGGUGGGAGGGAGGGGCCAGAAUUUUUUUGACCACGCCCUUCAGACACUCGCAAAUGCGGGAAAACGCCCUUUUUGCAAAAUUUCUCCCCAUUAUUUGAUUAGUGUUAGCUACGGUAAAUAGCAAGUAUUUUACAAUUGUUAUUGAUACAAGCAUACAGUAUACUGCACCCCCCCCCUCCCCCAAUGAGUUUUACAUCAUUUUUGGACAAAUCUCGAGGAUCAUAUUUUAGAAAACUAGGGGGGAUCCGGACCCCUCUAUUCCCCCCCCCCCUUGGGUACGCCACUGAACGCUAAUAAUAUGUUACAGGUCAAUUAGAAAAUCUAGUUUUCAUGUCUUACAUUAAUGACAACAUUACUUGUAGGUUUGAUCAAACAAAAGCCUGCAAUCACCUUUUAUCAGCUAAUUUUAUAGAACUGAACCUUCUGAUCAUUAAUCUAUUAUUCAUUUCAAUAUAGAUUGUAAAGUUUUAACUGGAUGAGAAGGGGUGAACUCGGUUUUUAUAGUGUUGCGUUAUCUACAUGUAAUCAGUCGAGACUGAUUAUCAUAUUUGAAGGGCCUAGGGGGGCUGAAAAAACCCUAUCAUAAGAUGACAGUCGGGGAAUCGGAAAUUAUUCGAGGCAUUUUCAAUGCAAUUGAUAAUAACCAGUGUUAAUAGGAUUGGGCCAAGAUAAAAAGGAAUGUUUAAAAACAUUGCAGCAGUUAAAACUGCACUACAAACAAAGAGGAAAAGUAUGAUAAGAUGAUGUUGUGGCUGACAUGAGCAAAGGAACGGAUUGCAAAUGUCCGUUCAAGUGGUCCAGGGAUGCGAGCAACAGCUGUUCCAAAGUCAUGUCUUUCCACGUGGUUCUUAGCGGUAGAAACUCUUUCAGAUAUUACCUCCUAGCUAGGCCUAGUUCGCUUCAACUUCAAUAUUUAUAUUCGAAUCGUUUGAAUGUAUGGAGAUGGUAAUAUUCCAUAUUCUAUCGCUUUAUUCAACUUCUUAAUGACCCUGUAUUGAUUUUAGCUCUAAUUGUAGGGCAGUAUUUUUAUGCGGAUAUGUGUGCAGCAAAAAAUUUACUGUAAAUUAACGAGCAGAUCAAGUCUGGCAAAAGAUGAGAGAAAAGUUACUUUCAUCGAAGUUGUCCAAAACAUAAUUCCUGCCAGGGGCGGAUCCAGCAAAAAACCUGACUGAGUUCCAGGCAAAGGGUAGGGACUUUUAGAUACUGCAUUGAUAAUUGUGCAAGACAACAUUAUUAUUCAUAUUUAUGCAUUUUGGUACCAUUGGGGGGGAGGGGUAGGUACUAUCCACUCACUAACUCUAGAUUCUAGAUUUCUUUCCGACAAAAAGCAGUGCCUCUGUGAAAAUUUUACAACACUCUCCCUUUCUCAGUACCCUUUUGUUUCUCUUGGAUGUCACAGCAAAGUUUUUCCCUUUUGUUUUGAUCGAAAUUUGAUUCUGGAAAAUUAACAAUUUUCCUGGUUUAUCUCAAACGCUUAGUAAUCUGUUAGAAUGCUGCGAGGGUCGCGAAAAUGGAGAUCUGAAGCCGCCAUUUCGAAUUCAAUGUUUUACAGUUCCACAACAGAACAGAAACAAUAGGUAGCCAAUCAUUUACUGGCUGUUGUACAAAUCUCUUGCAAAUAUGGUAUCAUUUCCGAGUUCUAGAUGCUGUUUUGACUGAGUUCCAUCCGUGUUCCAGACAAAAACUUUAUUCAUUCACUUCCGAGGCACAAAACGUUCAUUUCCGAGUUCCAGGAUUGACUGCUGUUGUCCUCCACAGCGUCUGGAAAAUCGUUUCCAAAUCACGACAGAGAAGAAGGAAGGAAAAGGGAGAACGAAUUACAUCAGAUAAAGAUCACAUAAAGCAACAACAGCAAGGGAACAUGAUGAUUCUUUGUAAUGAGUAACCCUGAGACGCUUUACACUCUUUUUUUCUUAAUUUUUUCUUUAUUUUUAUUUUUUAUCUUUAUUUUUUCUUUACUUUAUUUUAAGUUGGUAAGCGUACACUUCUAGCUAUAUUUAAGCUAAUUGAAACCAACUAAAUAUAUCAACAAAAACCGAAUUUAACAACAGUAACAGUAAUAAAUGAAUUACAGUGGAAUCCCGAUAUCACGAAUUCUGAAGAGAACCAGAAAAUAGCUCGUUAUAUCGGGAGUUCACUAGCCCGGGAGGAAACGUUUUUUAGGUCUUUUCCUAGUUCAAGCCUAAAAUCUCUAACUUCUGUGCACUUAUUACUCCAAAAAACCAAACUGAAUUCAAAUGUUACUAAUGGUUAGUGAUUUAAAAUGAAAAUCUAUAUGUUCCUUUUAUUAUUUGGAACCAAGAUAUUGGCAAAGCUGGUAUCACUUCACUUCUAGUUGGCGGCUGAAUAAAAGCUUCGAUUACUUCACAUUCUUUUUUGUCUUCUUCUGCUUCUCUAUCUGUGUCUCUCAAUAGAAGUUUGUCGUCGCUCAUUGCCAAUGUCUCAUAUGUAAAGAGGUAUUCGUUAUUGUCAAUGUACUCAUUCGCAGUAAUUUCUGACGCAAUCAAACUUUCACCUCGUUCUCCGAGUCUAUCAGCCAGGGCUUGAAUGUAUCAUCAGAAUGUUUGGCCGAUUAUAAAAAUGAUUUCCCACCAGAUUAAGUGAUAAAUGAACACCGAAAAUAGAGGAAUGAAAAUAACAGAUGACAAAUUUAUGAAAAGUUCGUUUUUCGAGGGUAAUAAUGACGAAGAGACCUAAAGAUUGGUUCGUAAUAACGAGAGUUCGUUAUAUCCGGGGUUCGUCCUUAUACCCGGGGGUCAUUAUAUCGGGAUUCCACUGUACUGAUAUAAAAUAUAUCAAUGUACAGUAGGUUCUCUGUCAUUUUAUAUAGCCCUCUUGUUCUGUGAAUGGUUUACAAAUGCGGCAUGGGCAAGAAAUCGAUGACACCGUUUUGAUACUUGCUUCAAAGGUGUUUAUAUUUGAGCUUGAGGUUAUUUCUGUAGGAAUUGAGUUCCAUACUUCUUGACAUCUGUGGGAUACAGUGUCUAAUCCGUAUGCUAUAAUGUUUGGUUUAUUUCUAGGAAAAGCGAGCCCCCUGACGUUAU
Molecule: messenger RNA, 9189 nt
Organism: Rhopilema esculentum
Lineage: Eukaryota; Metazoa; Cnidaria; Scyphozoa; Rhizostomeae; Rhizostomatidae
Product: beta-2 adrenergic receptor
Biological process (GO): G protein-coupled receptor signaling pathway
Cellular component (GO): membrane
Molecular function (GO): G protein-coupled receptor activity
Source: RefSeq, a predicted model, not a curated record